Molecule: messenger RNA, 1658 nt
Organism: Bursaphelenchus xylophilus (pine wood nematode)
Lineage: Eukaryota; Metazoa; Nematoda; Chromadorea; Rhabditida; Aphelenchoididae
Source: the annotation of a GenBank genome assembly
AUGUCUGGAAAGGAUUUCUUGCCUUCUCAUCCUUCUAGUUCAUCGGGUAUGCGUUCAAGGUCUGUUAGUGGCCGACAGACACCAAUUUCAACUGCCGAUUCCAACGACAAUGAUGAUGAUAGAAUGUCCGUCAGUUCGUGCUCAAACACAAACACUAAGAGAGUGAACAGAUUAUAUGAUUUUGAAAAGGAAUGCUCUUUAGAACAGUCUCCAUGUUCGCUUUCUUCAGGUGAGUUGUUCAUUCCUUUCUUAUUUUGGCUUAGAAUCCAAAACGGAUCUGUCAUUGAUUCCGGUGAUCUCUGAUCAGCUUCUGAAGAAUUGGUCGGAUGGAGAAGGUGGUGGAUUCGACAAGGCCGAUGUUGGGUUGCUCGGAAAGAAAGCGCUUGACCUAUUGUACCUAAAAAAUUCUGCUGAAGUAAGUGUUGGUUGUUUUUUAAUAAAUUUGCAUCUAGUCUCGCGCCGAAGAACUUUCUAACCGUAUUCUUGCACUCGAGGCGACAAAUAGAAGAAUGAGAGAGAGUAACGUCAAGAUGCAAGCUCGUGUUGAGCAAGAAGAAGAAUAUAUCUCCAAUAUGCUUUUGAAAAGGAUCCAGAAACUGAAAACAGAUAAGGAGUCGAUUGCUUUGAAGUACGAAGAAGAAGAGGAGCAUCUCACGAAUGAUUUGACUCGGAAAUUGAGCCAGGCAGGUUGAACUUCCAUUUAAAUUAUCGUUUUUAUUGCCCCCUUAUAAAUGCUUUCUUAUAGUUGGAAAAGCAACGAGAUGAACUGGUGAAUAAGUUAAGCCGCGAGCAAACCUCCAUGAUGGACAACCUUGUUCUUAAGGUCAGAAAGUUAGAAGCCGAAGUCAGAGCAAAUCAAAAGACCUUAGAACAGCUUCGCAGAGAAAAAGUAGAUAUGGAGAACUCCUUGGAACAUGAGCAAGAAGCCCUUUUCAACAGUUUGAGUAAGCGGGUCGAUCAACUGGAAGCAGAAAAGAGACAUCUGUAUACAAUGUUGAACCCAUCCCUUCAGGAGUGUUCUGGCACUGGCCCUCCAACCCCGAAUGAGUGAGUAUAAGAUUGCUUUUUAACAAUGUUUAGUUCUACCAGAAGUUCCGUCAGUGGAUUUGUUGUUCCCGUGAAUGCAACAGAAGACAAUACCGAGAUGUUGACACUUCGAAAUCAACUGGCGAGGGCUAGAAACACAAUCUUGACUUUGAGGCAACGGGUGAAUGACAUGGAGAAGGAGAAAAAGGAAAACCAGCACAAAUUGCUCAAACUGGCGGCAUUCGAACGAGAUUUACCCACGUACGAAGAGUUCUGUCAAUUUAUUACCGAAGUUGCAUCGAAAUCAUGUGCUUCCAAUGACCCCGAGCACAGCCGGGCUUCUCCAUCACACAGUGAAUCCUCCAUUUCAGUUCCCGGGAGCAGUAAGUUCAACAGUUUUUGAUAAUAAUGUUUAGUGUCCGACCUCGAGAAAGCUGGCCGAUCCCCAAUAUCAUUUAGUUCACGGGAUGUAUCCAUGGAUUGUAAGUUUUCUCACUUAAAGGUUCAUGUCAUAGUUUUUCCGAGUUCAAGAGCCACACACAUAUCAGUUACUUAAUUUUUUUUGUCUUUCGGCAAUUAAUCAGGUUUUUUCAGCCUUCGCAGACAGAUUUGACGGUGAUUCUACCCGUUGA